Molecule: messenger RNA, 1104 nt
Organism: Spodoptera litura
Lineage: Eukaryota; Metazoa; Arthropoda; Insecta; Lepidoptera; Noctuidae
Biological process (GO): DNA integration
Molecular function (GO): nucleic acid binding
Source: RefSeq, a predicted model, not a curated record
UGUGUAACAUGUAGACGCUUCCAAGGGAAAACCCUUCAGCCCAAAAUGGGCAAUCUCCCUGCACAGCGCAUUACCGUCGAUUUUCCCUUUGUUUCAGUUGGUCUAGAUUUUGCUGGCCCGUUCUUUAUCGUUAACCGAAGAGGACGAGGAGCAAGAUUGACGAAAUGCUACAUGUGCUUAUUUAUUUGCAUGCGCUACAAGUGUAUACAUUUAGAGGCUGUAGGCGGUCUAUCCAAGGACGAUUUUUUGAUGACAUUGAAGCGUUUCAUCGCUCGACGCGGUAAGCCAGUGGAAAUAUUCUCCGACAACGGUCGUAAUUUUGUCGCGGCGGCCAAGGAGCUAGGAUCAUUUCUAAAGACAUAUAACCACUUACUUUCCGACUUUGCUGCACUAGAAGGAAUACAAUUUAAUUUCAUCCCUGCUUACUCCCCUCAUUUCGGCGGCAUUUGGGAAUCAGGUAUUAAAUCCGCAAAACACCAUGUCAAACGUGUUAUAGGCAAUUUACACCUCACCUUUGAGGAAUUGCAGACUUUGUUCGCACAAGUGGAGGCAAUAUUAAACAGCCGGCCCUUAUGUCCAAUGUCCUCAAAUCCCAACGACUUUCUUCCCCUUUCUCCGGGACACUUUCUCAUCGGAAGACCGUUAACCACGUUCCCAUCUCCACUAGUAGAAGAGACGGAUCCCAACAAGCUAAAGCGAUAUAAAAGAUUAGAGCAACUCCGACAGCAUUUUUGGCAACGUUGGCAAAACGAGUACAUCAAUGAACUACAAAGAAGACAAAAAUGGAUGAGGGAAUCUCCUCAGCUUAAGGUCGAUGAUUUAGUUCUGAUUAAAGAGGAAAACCUGCCGCCCCUGUGUUGGAGACUUGGAAGGGUGACAAAAUUGUAUCCGGGACCUGAUGGCGUGGUACGAGUGGCGGACGUCAGAACUCCUACAAGCUGCCUUCGACGAGCUUUGGUUCGCUUGUGCCCCCUUCCCAUUCCAGAAGACGAUCCUAAGUUGAAAGAGAAUCCUUUCAACGGGGGGAGCAUGGCGCAGCUGCAUGCGCCUACGCACAAUGAAUAGCAAUAUCAAGUAUUUCUACAAGUGGCGGCUCAUUAAAUU